UUGUUGUUUAGUCAUAAAAAAGACCUACCGUUUGCUAUAAGUCUGUUCGGUCACUACUGGCAUUCGGUAUUUAACACUUCUGUCGCUUUUCUAAAUCAGUGGGACCCCUUUGGUGUUCUCGUCAAGUUCUGGUAAAAAGAGGGUUAACGUCUGACUUUGCGAGAGAGUGGCGUAAAAGAGAGAGAGAGGUAAAAAAAUCCGCGCAUCGAUCCACAACAGUCUUACGAUGUACAUCGUCAUUUAUAAAUUCCAGCGUGAGUUCGAAUACGUAAUGGCGGCUCAACAGGUUGCGAUUCGCGAUGGACAGGACGUGUUGUGGCAGAUUGAAAAUGAAGAAUUUGUACCGGACGGUGAAUCUGAUAUUGACGAUUUUGAUGGAUCUGAUUUUUCUGAAGAAGAAGAAGAAGAAGAAGAAGAGGUAUUUUGGUCUACUGCUGAGAACGAACAGUCAUCAGAAUGGACCCUUAGCACACCAACCAGUACCUCAUCGCCACAAAUUCGAAGGCGAAUUGCUCAUAAACGACAAGAAAGUCCCAUAAUACCGAUAAGCAGAACAAGUUGUCGCCCGUCAACUCUGAGGUCUAGGCAAACUUACAAUUGGGAAAAGUCCUUCGCCGGAAGAUCACUGCGGGCUUUCGGCGGCAAACAAGUGGUGUGCAAUCGACACCUUAAUAGCGAUUCCAGUGCGCUUGACUGUUUUCUUCAAUUUGUAAAUACACGUGUGAUUGGAUUCAUUGUUGAGAUGACUAACCUCAAUGCUACUCGAAAAUUGCACACUCAAUCUAUCAAUAACUGCACCGAAGAGAAGGCUUGGAAAGCCGUUGAUGCAGUGGAGAUGUAUGCUUUUCUUGGAUUGGUCAUUCUUAUGGGGAUCAUCCGUCUUCCAAGUAUCGAUAUGUACUGGCAGAAGAAAAGCUGGAUCUUAGACGUGUCAAGUUUCAAUAAAAUAAUGCCAAGAAGUCGAUUUCGAGAAAUUUGGCAUAAUUUGCAUUUUUGCGACGAAGCUUUGGCGCCAGACGCGGAAGACCCCAAAAAAGACAAGUUAUACAAAAUUCGCGGACUGUUAAAUAUCAUAUUGCCAUUAUUUGAAACAUGCUACACACCAGGAAGAGAAAUCUCUAUCGAUGAAACCCUAAUCCCGUUUAAGGGCCGAAUUAGUUUUCGACAAUGUAUAAAAACUAAGAGGGCACGUUUCGGAAUUAAGGUUUGGGUAUUAGCCGAAUCCUCAACUGGUUAUGUGUCAAGAUUGCAAAUUUACACUGGUAAGGAUCCAACCUCAAAUCCAGAAAUCAGAUUAGCUUCUCGUGUCGUACGAUAUCUGAUAGAGCCUUUCGAAGGCCAAAAUCACCACCUUUACGUUGACAAUUUUUUCACCAGCCCUGAACUCUUCGAAUACCUUCUGUCGAAAGGCGUAUACGCCUGUGGAACUUGCCGAAGCAAUAAUAUAAACUUUCCGAAAGAGAUAACCAUACCAAGAAUUGGUUCAGUUCCAAGGGGCACUAGCGACUGGAGGGUUUCGGGACAAUUACUAGCACAAUCCUGGGCAGAUAAUAAAGCGGUAUACUUUCUUUCUACAAUCCACAGACCUGAAUAUGAUGAAGAACACGAGGAUAAAAAGACCGUGAAAAGAAGAGCUGGGCGUGGAAGAGCAACCGGGUUGGUAGAAAUACAGUGCCCCCCUUUACUUACUGAUUACAACGCUCACAUGGGGGGCGUAGACCUCUCUGAUCAAAUGCGAAAAUACUACAACCUGACAAGAAAAUCGAAGGUAUGGUACAGGCGAGUGUUUUCAUAUUUAAUCGAAGUUGCGAUUCACAACGCAAGAGUUGUAUGCGAAAACCUAUCAGAGAAGCGAUUGAGUGGGUUGGAAUUUAGGGAAGAGCUUAUCACCGCUCUUGUUGGUGACUAUAGAGCUCCGCGGCGCACGUCUGCAACGACGUCUGUUCCAUCUCUUUCCAGACUCGGCCAUGUGGGACGUCAUUUACCAGUGCCCACACAAACUCGGUCGGUCUGUCCUGUGUGCAAGAAAAAGAACAAGGUAGCUUCUGAUCCCGAGCAAGUGUACGUGUCACGAAGUCGCGUGAAAUGCGACGAAUGCAAUGUACACCUUUGUGUGUGCGAUGGUAAAACAUGCUUUCGCGAUUGGCACACCAAAGUUGAGUAUUGGAGGUAGAAAGUAAUUAUAUAUAUUUUUUCUUUCGGUUUACCCUUUGUGUUCAUUUUGUGAGCAAAUUUUUGAGGUUGUGGUUGCUUUUUCAUGGUUUAAUGCGGUCUUUUUUCUAAAUUUUGUAUAGAUUUUCACCCACUGUUUUAUAUCGUCUGUGAUUUGCUAAUAAUAAUAAUCUUAUUUCCUAUCAGAAUAAUUGUGAUUGACAACGGUACUAUUUUUAAUUUGGGCAGCCUAUACUUUUACAUCGUCAUUUGUCGUUCGCUUUGCUAUAUUAAUGCAAUUCACUGGAAACAAGGGGUGCGUGUCGUGUGACGAACAGUCUUCAUUCUUGCUCUCUCAAAAGUAUAGCUCGCAGUUCGUUAAAAACACAACGAUACCGCAGUUGCUGGGCAAUACCAAUUUCAUGGCCAUGCCAUGGUUACUUUUGCAAUCACUGCUACUAUAAAAAAAAAUUCCCCGCCUUGAAAAAACUAUGAACAACAAAAUUGUAGACAGGAAGAUUGGAUAACCUCAACCACCGGUUUAAACAUGAAAAUUCUAAAAUUUGCAUACUUAUAAGAAAGUUAUCACCAAGUACCUUCGGGACUAAUCAAAUAUUCAGAACCGCUAGCCGUUUUGAAGGUAUCAGUAUUCGAUGGGUGUAAUAUUUAUAUUAUUUUUCAUUAAUUAAAUUAGAGGCGUUAAUAGUGUGAAGAAUGUGCUUAGUGGAAACUGAUAUGGGUUGCUAUAAUAAUAUAUAUAUAUACUACAUAAUUAUGUGCCAAAUAUAAAUUGAUAUUCGCCAAAGCCCUGUUUGUUAACAUUUAUAAAUCACAUCCUUAACACUACCAAUUACCAUUCUGCCCUCGUUGCCUGUAUACAACGUUCUGUCCCACUAAUGUUUCCGUUGUUAAUUUAGCAAAUCUCUUGCGCAUAUAGUUGAAUGUGCUUAUCUCAUCUAAGGCGAUGGUUACGCAUCGUGCGCGCAUUGACGCAUGACCAUUUUUAAUGUGUGGCGCCUUUGAGAAAAUAUUAUAAUAAAAGCAGGCUGAUUUUGCUUCGUCUGAGCCAAACCUGUCCUCAAAAAGUUUGUAGUAGUAGCUAGUAAACAAACACGUCAAUGAAAUGCGCACCAGUUGUUUAUAAAUGUCUAUCAUUAGUGUUUCUUACAUACUGUAUACUGUUGUUGAAACAGUGUGAGAAAACCUCAGAUUUCUCGACCGCGUAACGUGCGAUAGUUUGAAUAAUGCAAAAUCGGAACCUAAACUAUAGGCAAACUAGGUAUUCAACAGCCAAUAUUCGUAUUGAUAACACCAAUGACACGAAUUUUAUGUUGUUAAUAUUUGGACGAGGCACAGUUUGGUUGCAUGUGUUGAGAAUGGUUGAACUAGAGCUCUGCAUUCGGCUCUCAAAGCGAUGUCGGUGGCGGGAUAAGUUAUCCAUCUCCCAGCGGUAACUCUUCUUUUUGCAACCACGAAACAAAAGUGAGAUAUAAAAAAAUUGACGAUGUCCCGAAGUGAAUCAAUCAAGCAUUAAAUCGAGAUAAAUUAUAUAGAAACUGGUCAAUAUUUUUUGAUGUGGCCUGAAGCUAUAACAUUGUAAAUGUAGGUUUGGUUGUUUUAAUUUACGCAAACGAACUCAUUUGCCAUCUUUAUAUAAUAUUAAUGUAGGGAAAAUUGAAUAUAGGCUAACGUUUUGUGUAGACUGUUUAUGAUGGAAUGACCUAAAAACCAUUGUUAUUUAAUAGUCAUUCUGUGUAUCUCAGCACAAAACUAAUACAACAAUUACUAGUAUUAUCGUCUAUACUCUUAUCUAUCGUAUACAUACGAUUUGCACAAUUCACAAAACAUAUUCAUGUGAUUUGACAAUAUGAUGGCUGAUUCAAUUUGCCUGUGUUGAUUAUAUCGACAAAGCAACAGAAAUCGAUUCGCAAUGAUGUCAUAUGAAUAAAUGCAGACACGGAGCUCAUGUGCCCUUUCCAUCGUUAUGCCCAUUUUUUAUGAAAACACAACUCAACUUUUACUUUCUUUUAGGUGACUAAAAUAUGUACCCUGAUAAUAUAUAUGGGAAGACACAGC
Molecule: messenger RNA, 4227 nt
Organism: Styela clava
Lineage: Eukaryota; Metazoa; Chordata; Ascidiacea; Stolidobranchia; Styelidae
Source: RefSeq, a predicted model, not a curated record